This is a messenger RNA of Daucus carota subsp. sativus, 2222 nucleotides long. RefSeq names its product glycosyltransferase BC10. Gene Ontology annotation, cellular component: membrane. Gene Ontology annotation, molecular function: glycosyltransferase activity. Bases 938 to 2098 code for a protein of 386 amino acids. The record is from RefSeq and is a predicted model, not a curated record. The transcript is spliced from 2 exons. Lineage: Eukaryota; Viridiplantae; Streptophyta; Magnoliopsida; Apiales; Apiaceae.
UUUUUUCUUUUGUCAAAAAAAUGCGUGCAAACAGUUAACAUAAGCAAAUGAGAAGGAUGGAGAGAGUAUGAUUAAUGAAGCUCAUGGUGAAACUAUGAUCAUGCUUGAAGUAACCAAACUUACAGUAUAUGAUUAUAUUGAAGUGACAAACUUAUAUAAUUUAUGUCAUUAUGUGUUCAUGUUUGCAUAGAAGUAGAUAAAAGUCAUUACUUAACAGUAAUUACGACACGUAAUAAUUUAUCACCGUAAUUUCACAGCUUAAAUACCCAAAAAAACAAUAAUAUUGCCCGCAAGACGCUGGACACAUAAGCCAAACACGGACAUAGACCAUCCCAUUCUGUAGGUACGCGCGCGUCCAAGCACGCGCAAACUCUGUCUCCCUCUUCCCAAACGUCAAGCCAUUCUUUCGGACGUUUCAAUCUGGUGAAAAUUCUUGCUACAUGGAACACCAAUUCAUCAAUGCAUCUGCACACAUACACAACAUGCAAACAAUGUAUCAAACGGAAACAGUGAUGUGAUGGAAUAAAAUAUAAGGUGACAGAGCCCGCUAAUAUUUCUCUCAUCAUACAUUCAUUUGUUUCCAUUUCAACAAAACUUGUCCCGGUCAGAUUUAUCGCUGCUACAAAAGUGUGAACCCCAUCAAUUUAUCUUUAGAACGCAAACACUUCUUACUAUGCAUUUUUUCCUCAUUUCUGCAUAAAUGCCUCACAUUUAAUUCUUGUCCUUAUACAUUCUUUCAUAUCUUACUCUUUUACAUCAGCUGCGGAUCAGUGUCUUGAGGAUUCUUAGCUUGUUUCGACACAGACCCACCUGUCCUAUUUCACAGUCUCGAUUUCUUGUGGUUGUCUGACUUUAAACACACACCGAGACACUAUUGACAGAUUUAUCACUGUAAUUUUUUUGAAUGUGAUAGCCUCCUGAAAAUUUGUGAGUGAAGAUGCAGACAAGAUCGGUGGCAAUGGAGGAAGGUAAAGAGCUUCCAAUGCCAUCAAGGACAAUCCAGGCGAGGGUUCUGCCUUUGAAACUACUUUUAUUUUUUUUGCUAUUUCUUGGUGUAGGCAUUGCCUUCAUAAUUAUUAGCAUGCUUAUGAGCCGGCAUUUUUAUGUUGAUAAUGUUAUCAUCCCGGCAACAAGUAACAGAGUUCAGCCUUGCUUUCAAGAACCACUUAGUUUUAGGAGUUGGAUUAAGCCACCGUCAACUGUGUGGCAUACUAUGAAUGAUUCUCAGCUCUUUUGGCGGGCUUCAUUUGAUCCUCAGAUCACAUCGUACCCUUUCAAGAGGGUCCCCAAAAUUGCGUUUAUGUUCUUGACAAGGGGACCAUUGCCUAUGGCUCGCCUGUGGGAUAGGUAUUUUAAGGGGCACGAAGAACAUUAUUCUGUUUAUAUACAUGCGCUGCCUAGUUAUGUUGAAGAUUAUCCUCCUUCUUCAGCUUUUUAUCGGAGGCAAAUUCCUAGUCAGGUUGCAGAGUGGGGAAUGAUGAGCAUGUGUGAUGCGGAGAGAAGACUCCUUGCCAAUGCAUUGCUUGAUAUAUCAAAUGAAUGGUUCAUUCUCCUGUCUGAGGCAUGCAUACCUCUUCAGAGCUUUCCCAUUGCUUACCUCUACUUAUCAAUAUCUCAUACAAGUUAUAUGGGGUCAUACGAUGAUCCUGGACCCUUUGGCAGAGGACGCUAUAACGAUAACAUGGCACCGCUAGUCAACCUCAGUGAUUGGCGUAAAGGGUCACAGUGGUUUGAAGUAAACAGAAAACUGGCAAUUGACAUUGUCAAGGACGACACUUAUUACCCGAUAUUUGAGAAAUUCUGCAGACCAGCGUGUUACGUGGAUGAGCACUAUUUUCAGACAAUGCUGAGCAUCCAGUCCCCUCAUCUUUUGGCAAAUAGAAGUUUAACAUGGACUGAUUGGUCUCGAGGCGGUGCUCAUCCUGCCACAUUUGGGGCAGCUGAUAUGGAAAAGAAAUUUUUUAAGAAUAUUAUUGAAAAACAGAAGUGCAUGUUUCAUAAUCAGACAUCCUCGGCUUGUUUUCUUUUUGCAAGAAAGUUUGCUCCAAGUGCAUUAGAUACAUUACUAGCACAUUCAUUUGAAUUUUUUGGGUAUUGACAAGAUCUCCGCAUUCUGGAUAAUUACAGAGUCUUUUACUACACAAUUGUAUGAUCUUACAAUGUAAUGUGACACUAGUGACUGGUAUAUGUAAUUUGCAGUUGGAAUAGUUUCUUGUGUUCAA